UUCAUUCAACAAUAUCUACAACAAUGACGACAAAACAUAUAAACUUGUUCGUGCAUUUGGCUCUGCUCAUGACAACUGCAUAUUGUCUUGAAGUCAUCGGAAACAAGCAAUAUAAAGAAAUUUAUCCAAUGUGGAAACGACAGAUGAGAGAACCACUACGUUUCGGAAAACGCCAAGAAGACAAAACAAACUACUUUAAAAACAGUAACGAAAAUGCAAACGAUGCGUUUCUAGACAACGGAAUCUCUUUUCAAAAAUAA
Messenger RNA from Meloidogyne enterolobii, 260 nucleotides. NCBI's taxonomy places the organism in Eukaryota, Metazoa, Nematoda, Chromadorea, Rhabditida, Meloidogynidae. The record is from the annotation of a GenBank genome assembly.